AACGUAAUCUUCGCUAGCAUGUUUCGUCCUUUCAAGCCCCAAAUUUCUGCCCUUCGUAACCUGCACUCGCAACACCGUGCAGCCCAGCCUCUUUAUUCUCUCAAGCGAACUCAGCAUGGCAGUCUUCCCGUUUAUUCUGAUAUUCGUAACGGAGGUUCCCGCUAUCUCCUCUAUAUCCGAAAUGUAGACGGUGAUGCUCAGGCGCUUUCAAAGGAUUUAUCUUCUUCCCUAUUUCCCUCAGGUUCUCCCGAGGCUGCCAGCCUCAAAAUACACACCCAGAGGUCCAGACACGUAGUCAUACAGGGUGGCAGAUGGAAGAAUCAGGUCAUGGAUUGGCUUUCCCAAAGGGGCUUCUAGACACUCAGGAUCCAGUUGAAAAUGGUUCCAUGAACCUAGCAUAGGUACAGUUUCCCAACACGGACGGGCGAACAAAGGCGAGCAGUCAGCGGACUGUAUUCGUGCCACCUACUCACACUCCGAGCUCGGGUUUUCUAUCAAUUCCAUUAAUUCUUCAUCACCGUCGAAUCAGUCGGGACUCUGUCUCGUGUCAUCUUCCUGCCGCGAUUCCGUCUCAAAAUAUUCAAUUCGCCCUCUAGAAUCUGUUUCAAUUACUCUACUUUCCUUGGAUCAUCGUUGCUACCAUAGGCAGCUCUUUCACUAUGCAAUGACCCUCCAUCGAUCGAUGGUUACAGAUGACACAACUCCUCCACCGUGCUUCGCAGUCUGUUAUCCUUUUGGGUUCAUUGGUCGUAUUCUUGCCUUCCAACGCCCGGCCGAGUAGUAAAAUCAGCGCAGCGUCAUCAGCAUAAUCAAGCUUUCCGGUGGUAUGACUGGUAUUAUACCCGAUCGAGCUACAGUUUACUGAGGACCCGAGGCCAUUCGAUUCAUGAACUACUUCCCGCUACUGCAGAAUCAGACGAUGGCACCGAGAAUAUUCGUCUGACGUACACUAUGAUUGGUUUGGGUCAGAACUAGAUAUGUAAAGCCAACUCCAUGAUGCCCGUGCUCGUGUUGUGUUGGCGAGCGCUGAAGCCUUCAUAAGUCUAAGAAAUGCCUUCUUCCAAGC
Messenger RNA from Marasmius oreades (fairy-ring Marasmius), 1066 nucleotides. RefSeq lists its product as uncharacterized. The record is from RefSeq and is a predicted model, not a curated record. Bases 19 to 357 code for a protein of 112 amino acids. Gene Ontology annotation, biological process: translation. Lineage: Eukaryota; Fungi; Basidiomycota; Agaricomycetes; Agaricales; Marasmiaceae. Gene Ontology annotation, molecular function: structural constituent of ribosome. Gene Ontology annotation, cellular component: ribosome; mitochondrial large ribosomal subunit. The transcript has 2 exons.